AGUCAUCGUUAUUGAGCCGAGUGUUGCCUACAUAAAUCGCUCGUCUUUUGCAUUUGCCUCCCUUCUCUUUCUAAAUUUUAAUCUUGAAUUGUUCUGUUAAAUAUUACUACGCACUUCGGCUUCGAUAUUUUAAAAAGGUUUCAAGUGUAUCAUAAACGUGACUAAGUGUUAAGGUGAAUAUUAAAGUGAAAAAACAUGGCACCAAUAGAUGGGGCGUUUGACUAUGAUUUGGUGGUGAUUGGUGGAGGUUCAGGGGGUUUGGCAUGUGCCAAGGAAGCAGUAAACCAAGGUGUGCGAGUAGCCGUAUUAGACUAUGUAACUCCAUCACCACAAGGAACCAAGUGGGGUCUUGGGGGGACAUGUGUGAAUGUUGGAUGUAUUCCAAAGAAGUUGAUGCACCAAGCAGCAAUACUAGGAGAAAGUAUACAUAAAUUGGUAAGUGUUCCUGACACCCCCACCAUCAAAACCUACCCAAUUCCUUCCUGUUCCCUGGAUAACAAGUCGGAAGCCGUAGCAUACGGUUGGCAGGUCCCAGCAUUAGAUCAGAUCAAAAUAAACUGGACAGCACUCACCGAAUCAGUACAAAAUCACAUUAAAUCCGUCAACUGGGUGACCAGAGUUGACCUUCGGGAUAAGAAAAUUGAGUAUAUCAAUGGCUUGGGCGCGUUUAAGGAUCCGCAUACGGUUGUCGCGACGAUGAAGAACGGUAGCAAGAAAGAGUUGACUGCAAGAAAUGUUGUAAUAGCGGUGGGGGGACGGCCACAUUAUCCAGAUAUUCCUGGCGCAAUGGAAUACUGCAUAAGCAGUGACGAUAUAUUCAGCUUGGGACAUCCGCCUGGCAAGACAUUGGUGAUUGGAGCUGGAUAUAUUGGUCUCGAGUGCGCCGGCUUCCUCAACUCUCUUGGUUAUCCAGCAACAGUGUUGAUCCGUUCGGUACCUCUUCGUGGUUUUGAUCAGCAAAUGGCUUCGAUGGUCACAAAUGAGAUGGAGAUGAAGGGAGUGCAGUUCCACCACAAGGCCAUACCUGUCUCAGUUGAGAAAUUGGAGACUGGACAGCUGAAGGCGAAGUGGCUGAACACCGAGACACAGAAGGAGAGUGAAGAUGUAUUCGACACAGUACUGAUGGCAACAGGACGGUAUGCACUCACCAAACAACUCAACUUGGAUGCGGCUGGAGUCUCAACUUUAUCAACAAACGGCAAAAUCGUAGCUGACACGGAACAGACAAACGUACCACACGUAUAUGCAGUCGGUGACGUGUUGGAAGGUAGACCCGAGCUGACUCCGGUGGCCAUUCAUGCCGGAAGACUGUUGGCGAGGAGAAUGUUCGCGGGGGGAAACCAGCAGAUGGAUUAUGAGAACGUGGCCACCACUAUCUUCACUCCGCUCGAGUAUGGAUGUGUGGGACUUAGUGAGGACACCGCUGUGCAAAGAUUCGGAGCCGACAACCUGGAGAUAUACCACGCGUAUUACAAGCCGACCGAGUUCUUCAUCCCCCAACGUAACAUUCGCAAUUGCUAUUUGAAGGCCGUGGCCUUGAGGGAGGCCCCGCAGCGUAUUCUAGGGCUCCACUUCGUGGGCCCCGUGGCUGGAGAGGUCAUUCAGGGCUUCGCCGCAGCUGUCAAGUGUGGUAUAACAAUGGAGCAAUUAAUGAACACAGUGGGAAUCCACCCAACUGUAGCCGAAGAGUUCACUCGCCUUAACAUCACCAAGAGGUCUGGCAAGGACCCCAACCCCGCUUCUUGUUGCAGUUAAAUCAGAUUUUAAUUUAAAUGAACAUAAUUGUGGACGGACAUAAUUGUGGACGGACAUAAUUGUGAUCGGAAAUAAUUGUGAACGGACAUAAUUGUGAACGAACAUAAUUGUGGACAUCUCCGCUAUGCAAAUAGUACAUAUUGCUUUAAUUCCUCACUCAAAAAAUCCGUCUUCGUAGUUAAAUAACUUCUCGAGUGAAAUGUCAGGGAUUUAUUGGUUAAAGAACAAGCUUAAAUCAAACAAAUUAUUUACUAUUUAUUAAUAAGUACAUACACAAAGCGGGCAUUUAUAUUUUAUUGAACUCUUGGGUGCUCAUAGCUCUUGCCUAUGUUUAAUGUACAAAAAGACAGUUUAAAUAAAAUGUCAUUACCAAUUAAUUAGUGGCGUUUGCAAGUUUUCACAUUCACCCAGUAUUAUUGUUGUUAGUACAUUCCGGCGCAAGCGCUGAAUAACCGAUCGUAAUUAUUUGUUAUAUUAUUGUAAUAAUUCUUAAUAAAGUGAUAUAUUUGUA
This is a messenger RNA of Pieris brassicae (large cabbage white), 2266 nucleotides long. It is a transcript of the gene Trxr1, whose product is annotated as thioredoxin reductase 1, mitochondrial-like. The record is from RefSeq and is a predicted model, not a curated record. Gene Ontology annotation, cellular component: mitochondrion; cytosol. The transcript is spliced from 9 exons. Gene Ontology annotation, biological process: cellular response to oxidative stress; cell redox homeostasis; glutathione metabolic process. Bases 196 to 1755 code for a protein of 519 amino acids. Lineage: Eukaryota; Metazoa; Arthropoda; Insecta; Lepidoptera; Pieridae. Gene Ontology annotation, molecular function: flavin adenine dinucleotide binding; thioredoxin-disulfide reductase (NADPH) activity; glutathione-disulfide reductase (NADPH) activity.